AUGAACACUGCUUUCUGUGAUCGACCAGAGAGGAUAAAAGAAGAAAUUGUCAGAAGCGUGUCACUUUGUCCUCCAGGACCUCACGCUCUGCUUCUGGUCAUACCAGUGAAAACUCUCUCUGGAGAACCUGAAAUGAAUGCAUCAGAGAUGCACACGAGGUUACUGUCAGAGCGCGUCUGGAAACACACCAUCGUGCUGUUUGCUUGUGAUGAUGGAGUGGACGAACUAACAAUCAGGGAACACAUUCACAGCGCAGAGAAAAUCCUGGAAAAGUGUGGAAGACGUUUCCAUGUUCUUCAGAAAAGCACUUGUGAAUCUCCCACUCAGAUUCAUGCACUUCUUAAGAAGAUAGACGACCUGGUGGAGGAAAACCGUGGUGAUUUCUUCAUACCACAAGCUUACUAUGUACUGAUUCAACAGAAGACACAAGAAGCAUCUGGUGCGACUGAGCUCAGGAAGAGACGUGGAAGUCUGGACAGUCCUCCUAACUACAACGAAGACAAAGGAGAUUCAGAGAAGAAAGAAUCUAUAGAGACUCCCAAACAUAGACCUUCGGAAGACAUGCCAAAAAUCACCAUGGACUUCAAACCGUUUGUAAUGAUACUGAUGGGAGCGUUCGGAGCACUUCUCGGUGCAGUUGCUGGAGCUGAAAACGGAGUUUCGGGGUCUUGCUCUGGAUUAGUGUUUGGUGUCGUUGUAGGGGUUUUACUUGCAAGUUUCACCGUGUACAUUUAUACUCACAUUUAUUCACGAGCUUAUCCAAAGCAGCCCACACAAAGCUCAUCGUAAGCAACUGAAUCAUAAGGAGCUGCAAAGUUGAUCAAAUGCAAGC
Messenger RNA from Sinocyclocheilus rhinocerous, 832 nucleotides. RefSeq names its product GTPase IMAP family member 4-like. NCBI's taxonomy places the organism in Eukaryota, Metazoa, Chordata, Actinopteri, Cypriniformes, Cyprinidae. The transcript is spliced from 3 exons. Gene Ontology annotation, molecular function: GTP binding. The record is from RefSeq and is a predicted model, not a curated record. The coding region runs from base 1 to 789 and encodes 262 amino acids.